AUGGCGAUGGCGGGAGGCAUGGUGCGGAUGGUGAACGGGGUGCCCGUGAAGGUGCUACCGGCGGAAGUCUCGGGUGGGAUGGGGAGGGAGGCAGCUGGAGGGAUCAUGGCGGCGCGAGUAGCGCAUUUAGCGGCGAAGCUGGCGCAGCAGGAAGCGGCCACGGCUGCUCUCAAGAGAGAGGUUGACGAAAUGAAACGCGCGAUGGCGAUGGCGAAGGCCGAAGCGGCGAAGGGCGCAGCGGCGAAAGGGGCGUGGGACACGGGGAGGCAGGAGGGAGCGGCAAACGGCAAUUGUGGGGCGGAAAGUGCAGCGGCGGGGAAGGCAGGGGACAGCCUCCCCGCACAGACUUCCGAGCGGACGAAUCUUGUCCCGUUACUGGACAGCCUUAUAAAGGAGCACGUGAAUAGAGUAAGGAGUGAGCUUGAGUCUGAGAUGGAGGGGAUGGAGGAGCACGUUGAGGUGGUGAGGAGGGCAGCCGCGGUGGGCGCGCUGAAGGCGGAGAUUGCGCGGAUGGGGGCUGCGGCGGAGCGGCUUUCGGCGGAAGUGGCGUACGUCCGCACAACGGCGGCGCACACUGAGGCGCGGAUGAACGACGUGGAGCUGGCGGUGGCGGAGUGGAAGAGCGCGCGGGAGAAGACGCGUGCGGAGAUGGAGGGCGCAGAGCACAGCCUGCCCGGCGGAAGCGCGGGGGAGCAUGCAGGAGUGGAAGCGCCCGAGGGGAAGAAACGGAAGCGGGAGGAGGCGGGGAAUGGCACAUGCUGCUGCGGGAGGUUGCGCACUCAUUGCCAAUCGCGGUGCUUCCGAUGGAGGGGAAACCGGGGCUUCCCUGCUGCAGAAGUCGGUGAACUGCAUGUGGCACAUGGGAGUGCAUGCGCAGCAGCAUGGUCUGUCAAAGAGGGUCAAAGGCUGGCGGUGCUGCUCCUGCUCUGGGCCAAGACAGCGCCGCAGCAGGCCGCAAUGGACCUCAGCGGCAUCUCCUGCCUCACAGACGCGGCUCUCACCCGCCUCGCCACGUUCCGCCAGCUCACAACCGUCACUCUCGAGGACUCCUCUGGCUUCACUGCCGCGGGGAUGGUGAGCGGAGUGCCCGUGAAGGUGCGACCGGGGGAGGUCGUGGGUGGGAUGGUGAGGGAGACGGCAGAAGGAGGAAUGGCGGAGCGAGUAGAGCAACUAGCGGCAAAGCUGGCGCAGCAAGAGGAGGCCACGGCUGCUCUCAAGCGAGAGGUGGACGAAAUGAAACGCGCGAUGGCGAAUGCCGACGCGGCGAAGGGCGCAGCGGCGAAAGAUGCGUUGGCGACGGGCAGCCAAGGGGAGACGGCGAAGGGCAAGGGCGGGGCGGAGAGUGCGGCGGCAGGGGAAGCAGGGGACAGCCUCCCGGCGCAGCUUUCUGAGCGGAGCAACAUAAGAGUCCCGCCGUUACUUGGAGUAAGGAGUGAGUAUGAGUCGGAGGUGGAGGGGUUGAAGGAGCAGAUGGAGGCGGUGCGGAGGGAGGCGGCAGACGCGGUGGGCACGCUGAAGGCGGAGAUCGCGCGGAUGAGGGCUGCGGCGGAACGGCAGGCGGCGGAAGUGGCGUACGUGCGCGCGACGGCGGCGCACACCGAGGCGCGGAUGAACGAAGUCGAGCUGGCGGUGGCGGAGUGGAAGAGCGCGCGGGAGAAGGCGCGCGCGGAGAUGGAGCGCGCGGAAGAAGUCGCGGGAGCGGGGACGCCCGAGGGGAAGAAGCGGAAGCGGGAUGAAGCGGGGAAGGCGGAGGAGAUGGCACAUGCUGCUGCGGGCGGUUGCGCACUCAUUGCCAAUCGCGUUGCCUGUGAUGGAGAAUGCGAUGAGGGAGAAACCAAGGCAGCCCUGUCGGGACUACAGAAGGCGAUGGAUGGGCUGCUGCGCAGAGUGGUGAAUGUGGAGGAGAGUGGUAUUGACAGAGGGAGGGUAUGGGAGGUGCUGCUCACGCUCUGGGCCAGAACAUCCCCGCAGCAGCAGGCAACAAUGAACCUCAGCCGCAUCUCUUGCCUCACAGACGCGGCUCUCGCUCGCCUCGCCUCGAAUAUGAAGCUGUUGGUGAAGCUGGGGAUGCAGGAUGCUAGGAUUACUGCGCGCGGUGUUAGCUGGCUCAAGGGCCUUCCGUACCUGCAGAAGAUUGCAGUAGGAGCAGAAGAUGUUGAAGGGUUUAUUCAGGACACUUUCCCUGCAGUAGUUGUGACUCCAGGGCCACUCUAG
Closterium sp. Naga37s-1 is the source of this 2214-nucleotide messenger RNA. The record is from the annotation of a GenBank genome assembly. NCBI's taxonomy places the organism in Eukaryota, Viridiplantae, Streptophyta, Zygnematophyceae, Desmidiales, Closteriaceae.